Messenger RNA from Aedes albopictus (Asian tiger mosquito), 34920 nucleotides. It is a transcript of the gene Eip63F-1, whose product is annotated as calcium-binding protein E63-1. The transcript is spliced from 4 exons. Lineage: Eukaryota; Metazoa; Arthropoda; Insecta; Diptera; Culicidae. Gene Ontology annotation, molecular function: enzyme regulator activity; calcium ion binding. Bases 20436 to 21575 code for a protein of 379 amino acids. The record is from RefSeq and is a predicted model, not a curated record.
GGCUUAUAAAAACUAACAGAAAAUAAAGUUGUUCUAAACCGUAUGCUUUAUUUAAUGGCCCUUCAAUACACGCAUUUAUUUUGAAAAUAUGACUUACAGAUGUGAAAUAAAAUUUUAUUUUCUAAAGUUGUAUUUUGUAUGAGAGCUUAUUGGACACGGUGUAAGUUUACUCUUGAGACAAAAAAAUGUUGCGCUGUGUUUAAUUUAAUGUAAUUAUUCUGGAACGAUUGAGCCGCAUGGUGCUUAGCACAUUUGAAUGGUAUAUAAAUCCAAAAUUUCACAUAUGAAUCCAAAUGCUAUUCUUCUGCAAGAGUUUUUAUUGUAGUUGAUAGAUCUACAAAUCACAAAAUUCUAACACCACAAAACUUACUGAAAAGAAGAAGGUGACUGUUUUUGGCGGCUCUCAUUUCAGACAGGAACAACACACCACCAAAGCAUCGAAAACCACAAUGAAAGACGCAAGACAAGCGUGAAAUUUGAAUUGUUUCAAUUGCACAACCACCAACCAGUUUACUGUCGUCGCUAAUUAAAGACCACUAAAAAGCGUCCCCAGUCUAAACAAGUUACGGACAAUCGGUUGACACCGCUGCGCUGCGCUGAGCCGGCUGCUGCUCUUCUUGGCAUGAUUUGUAGCGGUGAAAUGUGUGGCACCCAGAGCAGCGCUAGCGGACGACGACGACGAUGUGAUGUUAGUUUGUUUCGCGACAACAAUGGGUGCACAGCAGCUAGCAGCACAUGUUUCCGUCUGUCUGUUUGUCUAUCUAGGUGUAGGUAUGCGGUUGCAUGGCCGGUGGCAAGAAUGAACCCUUUUUGGCAGCGAUAGACAGUGUCGCGGUUUUCAGCUUCCGAACAAGUGCCAUCCUUCUGUUGUUGAGUUUUCGUGUGCGCGUUAAUUUGUUUCGUUGUCCAGGUUUUCGGCGAGGCGUGGUACCCACUGAUUUCGGUUACGGUGUCAGAACUCUGUGCUUUAGUGAGCAACAUACAACCAUAAUGGAUGAGGCCACAAAUAAGGAGGAUACCGACGAAGCGCGAAAGAUGUUGGGCGCAGCGUUAAUAGGACGACGAAAGGGCAAUCCCGCAGCCAAGAGCAGAACUUUGACCGAGGAGGAGAUCAAAGGUCCUAGACAGCAAAUACCCGUGCCGCUAGAGGUCCAAUACGCUCAAAGUAUAAUCAAACUAAAUUGUAAGUAACCUACAUGUACCUAUGUCCUGAACAGUUAUUUAAACGAAAUAUAUUUACAGUCGAGUCGCGAGCUACGCUCGGACUACGGGAAAGUUUAACAUACACUAAACCCCAAUUUACGCUCAAAAUGUGGGAAGCUCUAAUUGGGUUUUUAAAUUAAGAAAAAUGUAUUGAUUUUAUUAUUUUAUACAGAAGAGCACCUUUUUUUGAACCACUAUGAUUUUUUUCAGAUUUUUUGAACUUUAUUUUGAUACUUAAAAUCAAUUACAAAUAUAUUUUUUGAAAUCACCUUUUGACAGCUCCGCGCAGCACAAAAUGCGACGAGGGGUGAUUCGACAAAUUGCUCCCAUACAAACUUCAAACUGAUUUUCAAAUAGGUGCCUGGGCAUGAAAAUUUGGAUUUCGGCUCAGUUUUGCAUGCAGAUUCAGAAUAUGGAAUUAUCUCAACACCACUAAAGAAGCCAAUUGGGGGAGCAUUAUUUGGGGGGGAGCGCUAUUUGGGAAUUAGUGCGUGAAUCGAAGGGGCGUGUUUUUUCAGUUUCAGAAUUUCUUUGUGAAGAUCGAAAUUAUAAUGUUUUUUACCCGUUUAAAUUAUAGUCUUAUAGUUAGUUUAGUGAUUCCCAACCUAUGAUAAUGAGCCAAGCGAAUUUCUUAAGAACAGAAGGUGCGAGGAUGAUAUGAAAAGGUGUUUCGGAUGCUGCACUUCAGGGAGCACUUAUCACAAUGUAGUUGUAUAGCAAAGCUCAGUGGUUCCCAAUCUGGGAUAACGGGUCAGAAGAAUUUCUCAUGAACCGAAAGUGCUAGGAAGAAGUGCAAAUGUUUUUCGGAUUCAUCAUCUCAAUGAUCAGUAUCUUUAAUACAAUAAUGUUGAAAAAACCAGUGGUUCCCAAUCUGUGGUCACGGGCCACGUGAAAAUUUUGAGAACCGCAAGUGUGACGACAAAAUGAAAAAGUUUUUCGGAUUCUACGCCUUUGGAACUUUGUGGAACUUGAAUAAAGGGUGAUACGGUCAAAAUUUGGUCACACAAUUUGUUUCAUAACUUGAGACUGCGUACACCAAAACAGCUGAUUUUUGGACCAGUAAUGGUACAUUAUAUAUAGCUUGUACCAUAAAAUUUUCAUUAAAAUCGGUCCAGUAUUUGCGGAGAUAUUGUUGAACCCUGAGAUCUGCAAUUUUAAAAUUUUGUGCAAAGAGGAUUCACAAAUAAGAACACAUUUUUACUGUUUUGUUUAUAGAGCCAGAGAUACUUAACCGAUUUCAAUGAAAAUUUUUCUGUAUGUGAAGUAUGCAUAUCAAAAUGUUGUGUAAAAAUUUCAUUCAAUUUGAUCCAGCCGUUACAAAGUUAUAUUUGCUUAAGUGGCACCCGGUCAGUUUUUUUCAUAUUCAAACUGCUAUAACUUUGAAAGUAUUCAUACAAAAUGGCUCAAGAUUUUACUAAGAACAUAUUUUUAUAAUAGUAUUAUACUGUAAAAUUUUGAUAUUGCUCCAAUGUAUUGGUAGUUCUAUAAUCAAAAUUGUGCUUUACUGACCUUAAAUUUCCAAAAAAUUACUAUGGAGUGCCUUUGUACAAAAUUUUAAAAAGGUAGGUCGAUGGUUUUAUCUAUAUAUCAACCAAUAAUUAAUCGGUUUUGAUGAAAAUUGUAUGGUAUAAGCUACAUAUAAUGUACAUGUGUACAUAUAAUGGUCCAAAAAUCAGCUGUUUUGGUGUACGCAGACUAAAGUUAUGAAAAAAAUUGUGUGACCAAAUUUUGACCGUAUCACCCUUUAUAGCCCAGUGAUUCCCAAAAUGACGUCACGGACCACUAACACUUCUGAAGCACCGGAAGUGCCAGAAAGUAGUGCAAAUGUUUUUCGGAUUGUUUAUCUCAUUUUUUCAAUUCACCCUCAUAGUGCACUGAUUACAUUAUUGCUGUCUUGCAAAAUUCAGAUGUUUCCAAUCUUUGUUCAAGGUCCUCAAGAAUUUCGCACGAACCAAAAGUGCUAGGAAGAAGUGAACAUAUUUUUUUUGGAUUGAUCAUCUCAAGAAGAAGUAUCUGCAAUACAGAUGUGUUUCAAGUAUCAAUGGUUUUCAAUAUGUGGUCACCGAUCACGCGAAUUUCUCAAGAACCGAUAGAAUGUCUCAGGUGGUUUCAGGGGUUCUAAGGUAUUCCAAGAGGCCUCAGAGGCAUUUCAGGGGUUCUCAAGGAGUUUCAAGCGAAGUUCCAGCGGGUCGGAGGAGCGUUUCAGGAGGUCGCAGGGCAAUUUUAGGAAGUUCCUGGGGAUCUUAUGGGUGUUUCAGGGUUUUUUGAGAGAUCUUAUGAGCGCUUAAGGAGGACGAGGGGUUUCUUAGACCAAAAUUUGGUCUUAGUGGUUUAUGAACAGACCCAUACUAUUAUUAUUAUUAUUAUUAUUAUUAUUAUUUUAUUUUAUCUGUAUUAACGAGAUUUUUAACCCAAGGCUAGUUCAUCUCGGGACCCACGCUUCACUUCCCUUCCGAAGGAAGAGAGUGGGAUUCGCUCCACUGACCCAUACUAGAUUACUAUACGUCAAAUAGCCCGUUACCUCUACUUUGGAAUUACUCAACUUUGUGAUCCAUGAGGACUCUUAGGAGUUUUUGCUUUUGAGAAAUUAGCAUGGCACGUGUCCCCAGGUUGGGAACCACUGUUGUCAUAAUCUAAACAAAUAUUUUCACUUUCUCAUCGCACUUUCGAUUCUUGAGAAAUUUGCAUGACCCGUGAUCCAAGAUUGGAAAUCCCCUGAGGUUUACAACACCAGUAUAUUGAACCAGUACCACUUGAACCGCAUAAUCUUAAAAGCAUUCACAUAUUCUCUUCUGACUUUCGGUUCUUAUGAAAUCAAUAUGGCCCGUGAGCUCAGCUUGAGAACCACUGAGAUUUGCUACUCCACUUUAUUGUAACAAUUGCUUCUUGAAACGCAGAAUCUGAAAGCCAUUGUAAAUUUCUCAUAGCACUCUAGAUUUUUGAAAAAUUAGCAUGGCCCGUGACCCCAGAUUGGAAACCUUUGAGAUUCACAACAUCACUUUAUUAAAUACAAUUAGUGCUUCUAGAGAUAUAGAAUCCAAAAAUCAUUCAGACCUUCUUCUCGGAAUUUCAGCUCUUCCGAAAUUUGCAUGGCCCGUGAUUCCAGCUUGGGAAUCACUGAGCUUUGCAACACCAAUUGUUUGUGUUGAUUGCUCCUUGAGACGCAGAAUCUUGAAAAAAUCGCACCUUCUCCUCGGACCUUCGGUGCUUGCGAAAUCAGCAUGGCCCGUGACCCCAGCUUGGGAUUCACUGAAUUGUGCAACGCCUCUAUACUGUGAUAAAUACUUCAUGAGACGCAGAAUUUGAAAAACUUUUUCACUUUCUAAUCACACUUUCGAUGCUAGAGAAAUAAGCAUGGCCCGUGGCCUAUGGUUGGAAACAACUGAUCUAUGCAAUACUACUUUAUUGUAAUACAUGUAAUGUCUAUGAUUUUGAGCAACUGUAGAUGUACUUUCAGGUUGCCUAUUUUCCCAUACAUAAUUUAUGGCUCGUAGUAAUAUCAUAAACUUCCCAUGAAAGGUUGUGUUAUUAAUGGACGGUCCCUAACAACAAUUUUUUCAUGUCAUUUGUUUUGGCAGGUUUCUAGUAUAGACUAGUUUAGUCUACAUAUACACAGCCAUUCAUUGAAGGAAUCCUGGAAAUGUGGAUAGGAUCGACUACACCUACCAAUUGUCUUAUCAUUAUUAAUGGUUGCAGUGCAUCAGAGAUGCAUUACAAGCAUUAAAGCGGCCAGGCCUACUGUGCAGCGUUAUUUAUGUUAUUGAAAUCAGAAAACGGGGACAUCUCGUACAAACCGUUCCUUGAAGAUUGAGAACAAUAUACCGCAUCGUUGGGAGUGACUAUGCUAAGAAUGUUAAUGUCACUCCAUAUCCUCUGGACUACUGGGAUGGGACAACGGUAUUUACCCCGUAUGCCCUCGCUCUCAAGCCUACGCUUAAGCGUCUUUAUCCGUUCUCAUCUGUUUUUGGCAUGUUUCAUGUUUUGAUUCCACCCGCGGAUCCUCUAAGGAUUAAUCGAAGGAUUUCUCCUGGAAUUCCUCGCGGGAUUCUUUGAGGGGUUCCUCCCGGUAAUCCCAAGGUUUCUAGUCUAGACUCUAGAGAUUCUUUCAGCGAUUAAUCCAGACUUGUUUCAGGGAUGAUUUAACGGAUUUCCGUCAGGGAUUUAUCCCGGAAUUUCUAUCGUGACUUUCCCAGAGAUUCCCUUAGAAACUUCUCCUGGGAUUUCAAAAUAUCGUCAAGAAUUUCCUCAAGGAUUAUAUCAGAGAUUCCUCCCGAGAAAUCUUCAUUGGUUUUUUCCAGGAUUCGUUCAUGGAUGUCUAGGAAUUUUUUUAUUUCGGGGUUUUAUCUGCGAUUUCUCCAUUGCCCGCAUUUUUUCCUGCAAUUUCUUCAUGGAUUUCUUCCAUGAUUCAUUCAAGGAUUUAUCCCGAAAUUCUUUAGCAAUCCUCUCGGGAUUUCUUCAAAAAAUCCUACAUGGAUUCUUCUCGUGAUCCCUUCUUAUAUUUCACAUGGGUUUCCUUCGGGGAUGUCUUCUGAGAUUGUUUCAAGGAUUCCUCCAGAAUUCUUUUAGGAACUCUUUCUGAAAUUCUUUUGUGAAUUACUCCAGGAUUUUUCAUACAUUGCUUCCGGGAUUCCUUUAUGGAUUUCUGCCGGGAUUCCACCUGGAUUCUAUCAGAUGUUCCUUCCGAGAAUAGUCCAAGGGUGCCUCUCGUUUUAUCAGGAAUUUCUCUCGGAAUUCUUUGAAGGAUCCCUUCCUUACGAUUCCUUCCGAUAUUCAUUCUUCGACUUCCCCCAGAAUUUGUUUUUUUUCUGAGACUAAGAGAUGAGUGUUUCAGCGGGUUACAGGGCGCUUUAUAAGACAUCAGACGAUUUUCAGGGGAGUUUCUGUGGUGUUUUAGAGGCGCCAGAAUCAUUUCAGGAGGUGUCGGGGCUGAUUAAGUCGUGUUCAUGGGCAUUUUAGUGGACUCCAAGGUAUUUGAGGAAUGUUUCAGAGGGUUUCCAGGGGCGCUAAUUGGGAGUUUCUGGUGGUUUCAGGGGCAUUUCAGGAUGACUCGUGUGGUCUCAUAAGGGUUCUGGUAGCGUUUCAAAGAAUUUUUGUGGGGUCUGGGGGCUUCAGGUACGCUUCAGGGGGGUUGCAGAAGUGCUUCAUGGUGUUUCAGCGUUUUUGAGUGUUUUGGAGUCCUUUCAAGGACUUUCAGGGGAUAUAGGCCUAAAGGGGUGCAGAAUUCAGAUGGAUUCAUAAGAGUUUUAGAGGGGGUUCAAUGGAUUUCAAAGGGUGCAUGGUUUUCAGCGGCGUUUUAGGGAUGUUCCUGAGAGUUCAGCAGCGUUUUAGGGGUUUCUUGGCGUUUCAGGAGCAUUUGAGGGGAGUUAAAGGGGCUUCAUAGGCGCCCCACAAUUUUAGGGGGGCACUGAGAAGCUUCAGUUCAUUCCAGGUGUUCCAAUAGGAGCCCCUAUAGGUUGUAGCCUGGACAGUCUUAAGAGCCUCCGGAGCAAAAGGGCCUAUAAGGUACUAAACACAGUUAUAUCUUCCUAAACUGAAUCGUCUUCCUUCUCCAAAUUUCUGGAACGAAGUAAUAUCGUUAAGUGGGUGUCGUGCUUUAUAAUCGAAAGGAAAGGUUCUCUCAUCGUAGAAAAGAAGAAACACUUCAACCAUCCAACGAACGGAAAUGAGAAGGAUUUGAAUAAUUUAUGGGCUGAUAAAUCCUCGGCUCGAUUGAUUUAGGAAGUGAUAAAACGCGAAUCACCACCCACCCCGUCCAUCGCAUCGUAUGGAAUUAUGGGAUUUUACGCCGCAACACCUCAAGCGUUCUAGAACAGAAAAGGUUAUCCAUCUCGUCGGCGGCCAUUCUUGUUUACAGUCAUGUCGCCCAUCACCCAACCUGUUGUUGCUGAUGGACCGACCGAGAAAUUGCAUUCGACAUCACCAUUCGAAUUUUGGCACGGAGCUAAAGAAAAUACCACCAGUUGACAUGAAUUGAUGAAACGCUUUCGAUUGGAUGCAUCUGGCUGGAAACGGUUGCGGUUGGGUUGGUUGGGCGGUAUGACAAACACACAUCACUUUUGGCAACGGCACGCGGAUGCUUGACUCGGCCUAAUGGAACGUACGAAACCUGGCAAUAAUAAUUAGUAGUCGAGCAGAACUAAGCAGGAAGCUGCACACUACACUGCUGCUACACUGCUUGCUGGUCCAAGUGUAGCGCGUCGCGGUUGGCUGCCAGAGUCGUUUUUCGUCGUGACCUUUACUUUUUUGACAGGCACGUGACUGUGGUGAACAUUUCCAUCUUGUGAGCCGGAAAGCCAAAUCCAGUUUGGAAAUCGCACGUCCGCAGAAAUAAUUUAUGGGAUUGAAGGCCAUAGUUUUCUCCUCUUCAUAUUUUUUGUGGUCGAAGUAGAUUCUAGAAAGUAUUGCUUUUGGGUGUAGGUCUUGUUGUGGAAGAAUUUUAUUCUUGAACUAUUGCUAGAAGAAAUUAUACCCACUAAAAUCAUUUUUAACAUGGAUCCAGAUUUGAAACUCAAGUACGGGAACGAUAACAAAAGACAACUGUAAUUGGCUAGACAAAUAUAUUGACAGAAAACACCAAAAUUGUAUCUUUUUUUUUGAACUAAGGACUGUUCAUUAAAGAAAGUGGACAUCUGUUUACCAAUAGUUUAGAGUUAAAACUAAACAAAAAAUUGUGAAUUCUUUCUCAGUGUGUAAAAACAUUGUUCACUUUGGCAACACACUCAAAGAAAACGGAAAAAGUAAGAAAUUUCGAGCGACACGUCGUAUUAGCUUUGCGACUAGCAGAUUAAUUCUGCACAAAUGGUGUUCCAAAAAGUUGUCGUUUCGAGAAUUAGCUUACUAAUACACUUCCGGGACCGCAAUUUUUUAACGCUAAGCAGGGGACAGAUGUGCCAGAUGAUGUAGGGUACAUCAGAACUGAAAAAAUUGGGAAAAAGUUUUUGGUGUGGCAAGCCAAUUGUUCAUGUGGCUUAAAGAGUUCUUCAUAUUUCACAACGGGAAAAACAACGGUAAAAAUAACAGAAAAGAAUGCAUCAAAAAACGACUUCUACCCAUCUACCGAAAACAUACGGAUCCUCUUUUGUUUUAGGCGGAUCUGUCAUCCGCUUAUUGAGCUUCUUCUACACUAGGAAUUCUCAAGACGGAAAAACUCGAUUUUGUCGAAAAAUGGCAAAAUUCACAAAACUACUCUGAACAGCGUCCUGUGGAAAGAUACUGGACAAUAAUUAAGCGGCAUCUCAAGAAAGAUGGAAGAGAAGCAAGUUCUGUUGAUUGCUUCAAAAAAAAAAGGUCUGCGGCACAACGAAAAAUUACAGAGAAAGUUGUGCAGAAUCUAAUGGGAGGUAUAAAGAGGAAAGUCCGAGCGCUCUUCCGAAAAGCAAAGCAAAUGUUCAAACUCACGUGAAUUCGGUCACAUUUAUGUUGAUUGUCAUUUAUAAAACAUAAACCUUUGAAUUUGUUCGAAAAUACAUAUUUUCUAUUGAAAAACAGGUGUCCACUUUCUUUAAUAAACAGUCCUUAGGUUAUUAUUGAAUCAAAUCAAUCAUAAAUGAUUCAUAAUACAUCUAAUUAGAGAUUAAUCGAAUAGAAGAUUCACUUUCGUAUGAACAAUUCCGCUGAACAUUUGAAUUUGAACACCAACUUCAAAUGUUAAACCAUAUCAGGAAUUCAAAUUUCAACUUCACGUAUAAUUUUUGCAGCAACGUUUGCGUCACCUAGUGAGUCAAUUCAGAAGUUAAUUGUUGAGCAUGUGCAAAGGAUGGAUCUUUUGAACAACUUAUCUGAACAUAGUAUUCUGAAAUACCGAGUAAUUCUAAAGAUAUUCACUUCAAAAGUACAGGGGAUAGACAAAAUGAUCGGGACAGGCAAAAUUUUCACUUUUCAAAAAAUGUUCAAAUAGCUGUAACUUUUUGUAAAGUGCAUCGAAAAAUCUGAAAUUUUUACUGUAAGUUGAUCAAUUGGUUGUGUAUCGAUGGUCCAAUUUUGGAAAAGAUCGGGCUAUUUUGUACGAAGCUAUAAAUAUUCUAGCAAAAGGUAUAAUUAUCCGAUAGCCAACUUUGAGCUGUUAAAUCUCCGGAUGCAAUAAACUGAAUGCAAUGAAAUUUUGACCAUUUAUGACUUACAUAAUGGGCUUUGAAAAACGUUUGACUUAACUUGAAAUUAUUAACAAGAGACAAAGUUAUAGCGAUUUUAUUUAUUUUACGAUUUUUCAGAAAAUUGGUCUAUUUUUAAUAUGCAUCCCAUUACUUUUUCAAUUCAUUACCGGUUAUGUUGUUACUUUCCAUCAAAACAUAUUUAUAUACAAGUCAAUUAAAGGAAAUUUAAAUAAACUAUGAUUAGAAUCUUGAAUUUUGAAACGAUGUUGAAGUUUUGGAAAAUUUGGUGUUUUAUUAGAAAAAUAGUCAAAUCGUUAUAAUUUUCUUCCGUGUGAACAAUUUUAGGUUAUGUCAAAAGUUUUUCAAAGCUUAUCAUACAAAUCGUAAACGCUCAAAAUUCCAUUGCAUUUGAUUCAUUGAAUCCGGAGAUAAAGACUGCCCCAAAAAGUAUGGACGCACCUACUCUUCAGUUAUCUGGGCCUGAUCGAUGGUUCUUGUUUCGGGCUUUAUUUUGACAGUUUCUGCUUACUAUAGGAUCGAAAAUUUAAACGUUCUUUGCCACGAUGAGCAUUGGAAUUCGAAAUGGUUAUUUUUUUUAUCAUACCCCGCUUUGUGUGAGUUAGAAGGUUUUUUCUUGUGCUCGAACACCUUCAUUAUUUGUUAUUACAAACGAGAGUUAGCAGGGUCUUUAUUUUUUACCCAAUUUUUGCCUAUGCUUAAAAGUGUUACCCCCACCGUGGAUGAUGAUUGCUGUUUGCAAAAUUUUUUCACUUACUCCCACCAUAUUUUGUUCAUUUCCUAAGUGACCUUUCAAACUCCGUACAUCGUUUGUGCACAUUUUUUCGAUGAUGUUCCGCUGAAGGUUCAUGAGUUUUAAAACAAACUAUUGAAAUCGCAAAAACCGCUAUACAAAUGUUGAGAAAAUAGGUUGACCAACAGGAUGUAGCUUUCAAAAAGAAUUAGUCAUCAAUAGUAGCCCAAUCUUUUCCAAAAUUGGACCAUCGAUACACAACUAAUUGAUCAACUUACAGUAAAAAUUUUAGAUUUUUCGAUGCACUUUUAAAAAAGUUACAGCUCUUUGAACAUUUUUUGAAAAGUGAAAAUUUUGCCUGUCCCGAUCAUUUUGUCUAUCCCCUGUAUUUAGGACAGAACUUUCGAAGUGAAUAGGACGAUGGGCGGAUAUAGGUUACUUACCUUACCGUACUUACCGGUCAGACUAAGGCCAGAGUGUCGUCUGCUGUACGUAGGAGUCGUCUUCAGUCUAAUCGGUCCAUGGCUGUGUGUCUCCAGUUCCGCACUCUUCGAAGUGUCCGCAAAUCGUGUUCCACUUGAUCGACCUACCUAGCUCGCUGCACACGACGUCUUAUUGUAUCGGUAGGAUGACUCUCGAGAACCAUUUUUUUUGUUCCUCCCCUGUUGGGGAAAUUAAGCCACUGCGUCCAAUAGGCUGAACUAUUGUGGCAUGUCCCGUUUUGAUAUUCGCAUCUAGCCAGCUAAUUAUCAUGUGUCAAGUAAUCAGCUACUGUCACGACGCGUCGUCUCGUAGUCAGGUGCAAUGGAAUUGAUAAACUCCAAGACCUUCCCAGGUUUUGCAGACCAGAUCUCACUGGGUUGCAAGCAAGCACUAUUUAGAAAUCUUUGCCUGCGCGUGUAUAAAGCACCACAACUGCAAAGCAGAUGUUCCGAGGUUUCACGUUCCGUAUUACAGAAACGACAGAUAUCACUCUGAAUUUGGCCAAUAUUUUUCAAGUGAUACCUGCUCGGGCAGUGUCCAGUUACUAGACCAGUGUAUGUACAUAGAGCUCUCUUGUUGAGCUGUAAGAGCUUUUUGGUUUUAUAAGCAUUUGGUGUUAUAAAUCGUUUUGACUGAUUGCAAUUUUUGACGUCCAUCCAAUUGGAUAUCACCCUCUGCUCAGCCCAGCGUUUCAGGUCCAUUUUAAUUGUACAGUUUGAUAUACCACAGAAUGGUUCUGGGCCAGCAAACUGUAAAUUGGAACCACUUUUAGCAAGCUCGUCUGCCAUUUCAUUUCCUUCAAUGCCACAGUGACCUGGAACCCAGUAUAAGUUUCCCAAGUAACAAUCAGCAUGCCUUGAAGGUUUAUUCAUGUUUCAACCUGGUUUUAUACGAGCAUGUCAAAAAGCUAGUUGUUCUGAAUUAGUUUUAUGUGGUAGUUUUUUACUUUGAACCUUCGGCGUUCCAAAAAACUAUCAUAUAACUUCUGCUAUAAACAUCUUCAAUUAAAGACUUGCAAGUAGACAUGAAUUGGUUUUAUCACUUAUUAUAUACCAUUUCAAUAAAACUUGCAUUUGCGGUUGUUGUCGGAGAGAUUUUUUUGUAAACAAACCCACAAAACUGUGAGGCAAUGCAUAAAACCAACAAAAGAUUUCGUGGCCGUAACAUAAACCAAAAAAAUGCUGCGAUAAAACCGCUAGUUCUAUCAUGAGCUCAGUUAUGACUACCUCAGGAGGGUUAGCCCUAUUGGAGGAAUCAUCAGCAAUACAGAGUUUUGUCAGAAAAAUAUGUCGCCUAGCCGGGAUAAUUCAUGUAAAUACAGAAAAACUAUUUCUCAGUUUUAUGAUUUCACGUACAGCUUAAGAUAAAAUUAAACCAUACAACACGUUUCCGUCAUUUUAUUUUGUCGGAAAAAUUACAUAAUGUCUUUUAAACUCCGCUGUGUUGAAAAAACCUUUUUUGCACCCAAUUCCACCGAGUAAAUUAAAUGCGUUUAACUUCCAAAUUAUGCAUAGUUUGUGUGGCGCACUUAGUUUUUGUCAUUAUCACAGUCACAUUCACCACAAAUUUUCCGUGGCAUGUCUCCUGACACGUAUUAAAUAGGAAAACAAAUCUGAAUUCCAUAUCUGCAUCUUUCCAAUUGAUGGCUGGACUAAGCAUAAUUUAUUCUGACGAUCGAACAUUGAGAGUGAAAAAUAAUCAAAACAAUUAUUUGACAAGUCAGAAGAUGGUUUUAUUUAGAAGAAUGAUAAAACUAUGAUACAACCCGAAAUCCUAAGCCGGUUUGCAUACGAAGUCCUGUAGACCCUAAUAAGACUGGGCCAACUAGCCAGAACGUGGGCUUAUUGAGGCAUACAAGAACUCGAGAGCAUUUUCAAGUCGGCAUCUUUGGUUUUAUGUUUAGGAUUUUUGAAUCGCUAAAAAAUUUUGAUAAAAUUAGAAUUGUUACUUGGGUUUACUGAAUUCCCUUGGCACAGCCUGCGCAGUGAAAGAAUGCAUUCCCAGACAAGCUUUGAAGUACAUUUGUAAGCGCACAAUGCUUUUAGUGCAGCUUGACUAUCUGAGAAAAUACAAAUAUUUGCAUAUCUGUAUUUUCUCUCAAGGCAGAUAUUUGCGCAUUUUAAAAUAGCAAGAAUCUCUGCUUGAAACACCGUAGGAUAGUGUCCCAUCGCCACUGAAAUUUGUAUUCCAGGGCCGUACCAUUUUAGUCGGGUUGCUAUCCGACAUUCUGAUGUCGUGACCCGCCCACCGUAGUCUCCCGAUUUCCGUGGUGUGGACGAUGGUUGGUUCUCUUAGCAGCUGAUGCAGCUAAUGGAUCAUUCGCCUUCUCCAAGUCCCGUCUCCCAUCUGCACUCCACCGUAGAUGGUACGCAACACCUUCCGUCCGAAAACUCCAUGGGCGCGCUGGUCCUCUGCACGUAGAGUCAAUGCUUUGGAAAUUUCUUGAAGGCCCUCGUUCCCUCCUAACGCCCUUGGGAACCUGCUGAAACACCAGAAUCCCCCCUGGAAGACACUCCAAUCCCUCUGAAACCCCGCGUGGCAUCACCUCACAUUUCGUGCUCUGUAACCUUGCAGGUAAAUAAACUCAUAAAACAACCGUCCUGAGAUACCAUUCCAAGUACCAUUUUUUAACAAAAAAAGGCUUGAAGAAGUUCUUAGAUCCAUCAUAAAACCUGAAUAAAACGUAUGAGGUUUUAUGAUGGUUCUCAAAACCUCCACAAGACAGUUUGGUCAUCAAAAUCUUACUUGGGAUUUUACCACCCUGAGGUUCAAUUUUGCACCAUUUGGAACCUGAGGCCCUCUCUCUGAAACCCAUUAAACUUCCCUUCUGUCCCCUCUCCACUCUUGUAAACCUUGCUAAAACUUUAUAUUGUGCAAAAUAAUUGCAUUUUGUAUAGGGAGUAUUUUUUAAUGGAAAAUAUUUUUUCAUGAACUUAUCCAAGAAUACAAUGAAAUAAACAGCCAAAGUAGCUUAAUGGAUUCAUGAAUUACGUCGCUCGGGAAUGGAAGACUUAUUGUAGGAAUCCUCAGAGAGUUUAUGAAAAAAAUGCCAUAAAUAUAUUUAAAAGAAUUCCUGCAAAAAAUUCUGUCAUAUCCGAUGUGGGAAUUUCUGCAGCAUUUCCGUAUUGUUCCGUAUUGUGAGUCGUUGGAAGAAUUUCCGGAUGAAUAUCUAGAGGAUUUUUUUUUUAUGGAAAGUCUAGAAAAAAAUACAGAAAGUAACAGUAACGGCGAAACAUUUAGCGAAAGGAAUUUCAGGAGGGUUUCCUGACACAAUUUAUGUGUUAAAUAAUUUCUAAAAAAACUUGGAGUAUUUUCUUGAAGAAUCUUCUUAAGAUAAUUCUUAAUUAAAGAAGGAAUUCUCAAGAUUUUCUAUAGUAAACCCUGGAAGCAUUUCAAAUAAAACCUUGGGUUAUUUUUAAAGGUUCUUAUGGAGGAAUAAAGGAGAAUUCUAUUUAAGGAUUUUGCAAAGGAAUUUGUGGAAGAUAUCCUCGGUGAUUUUUGAAAAAAAUCUCAGAAGAUUUUCUGAUGGAAUCGCUGAAGGAAUUUCAAGACGCAUCAGUUGAAGAUUUUUCAAAACAAUACAUGAACAACUUCUGAAGAAAUCUCUUGACAAUUUGCUAAAGGAUUCUAUGAAAGGUUUUCUGAAGGAAUUCUGGAAGGCAUUCCUGGGCCCAAGCAACACGUAUGUUACAAAAAAGCCAUGACAGGGCAUGUUUUUGGUUUCACAUGAGCUAAAGUUAUGUAAUUCUCAUCGUAUGCUGGAAUAACUUGACAAUGUCUCGUGUGCAACUAAAAACCUUCGCUGCCGCGUCCUUUUUUGAACUAUAUGCUGCUUGGGGAGGAAUAUCUGUAGGGAACGCUUAUAUUAAUUUAUGGAGAGAUUUUUGAAGCAACGAAAAUUCUUUAUAAAGGAUUCCUCGAGAAAUAGAACUUGAGAAAUUCCUGGAGGUAUCCCUGAAGAACUAUUUGAAAAAAAUCCGUGAAUCAAUCUUUAAAGAAAUCCCAGGAAGUUUUUCUUCAAGAAUUCAUGAAUCCUUGGAUUUUCCAAUCCAGAAAUAUCUGAUGGAAAACUUAGCAUGAUUUUUGAAGAAGUCCCUAAAAAUGUUUAUGAAAUUAUUUAGGGAAAUUUCUCGAAGAAUCCAUGGAGAAUUUUUUGAAAAAAAAAAGGCUUCUUGUUGGAAAGAUUUCUAGAGGUUUAUCAAAAUAUUCCUUUGAGUAAGUAAUUUCAAUAAGAAUUCUUGUAAAAAAAAAUUGGAAGAAACCGUAACUCCUCGUUGAUUUUUGAAUCAAAUCUUGGAAAAAAAAUCGAUCACACCCCUAGUCGACCCCUAAUAAUCUAGUUCUAGAUAGUGGACCCCGCUUAUUCCUCGACUACAUAGUAAGCUUUUUACCAGAUAAAUACAUGAUAUCAAUGACAAAUCGAUACCACCUUGCUAGGUGCUGUGAUGACUGACGAAUCAUCAAGUGUUUGGGAUACUGUCAGAAUUAACGACUGACACGGUAAGGUCAUAAAACCCGAGGGUGUAAAGAGCACAGCGAUUGGUUCGUUUGAUACGACCAAACCACAAACAAAGCAGCACUGAGACCACCACCCUAUAGGAUAAUUACCAAUCUUUGCUGUCCUUCUGGCAGUAACGAGCGUUCUCUCUGGGGUAUUAUUUACCAUUAGAAAAAGCAGGGGUUUGGGAAUGUUCGCCUAUGAUUUUUUUCAAAAAUACUGUUUUAGGCUUGAGCUAAAGGUACACAAUUUUCUUUUCAAGAUUAACUUUCAAAGUUACUAAAAAGAAUGUUGUACUAAAAUGAGCUUGCAAUCAUCAAAUGUCACCAAACCUUUUGCAAUGGAAAACCAUCGCGUGUGGUCAACAUGAUUAAAGUUAAUAGAACAUUUUAUCGUGCUGAUCAAAACCGAGCAAUGGCAUGAGUCACGCAACGGUUCUAGCUGUUUCUUCAAUCGCACGAACACGACACUAGUAUCAAAAUUUUCUUUGAAUAAAUUAGACACCAUUAUCCUCAUUCAUUGAGAUUAUCACUUGGACGGGACAGUCACUUGUGUUACUUUAUAUUCGUAGCUAGUGACGCACUCCCACUCGAGUCAUCAACUAUUCAAUCUAGCUCCUUGCUUCAAUUACCUUCCCACUUUACAGAACGUGAUACUCCUAGGGCCAAAAACAUUCAUCUUAAGUAACGCACGUCGUUGUCAUCGUUUCUCAGGCGGUCUCACUGCGACCAUCUCCGGAUGCUGACUAAUACUAGCGGAUUAAGGUUUCAUUAUCGCCGUCGUCGUUUUCAUAAAAAUUUAUCACCCCUUGAAAUAAAAUACCACAUUUUAGCGCCGCCCACUCACACACACAUGCCCGCGCUCCACUUACAAGAAGUGAGUGACUGACGGCGUAGUGUGGUUGACUGUUUCCGGCAGUCAACUUGAGCACCACCAUUAACAGCCACCAUGCGGGUUUUAUGCUGGCUGAAAGCUUAUGGUCGUUAAUUUACAUCAACACCACCCACAUCCUAGCCAAAGCUCAGGGUUCCGAGAUGUAGGUAGAUGAUGGCUUAGUUAAAAUAUGAUAAUAUUUCCAUUGAUUUAACAUGUCAUUGUGUAUCAAGCCUGUAUCAAUUUAUCAAAUUUUUCUAGCAAUAGAAGAAGUUUCCAUGUAUUUUUUUCUUCAAAAUAUUUUGUGAGUUCUGGUUAGACUUGAAUUAUCUUUGGUGGCUUCAGUGUUAGUAAUUAAAUUAUGAUUUAUCAAAACAGCUUUAUAAAAUUCAUGAAAUUACAAUUAUCCUCCCACACGAACACGUGAACUCAAUCUAGAGCAAAGUUGAAUCAAAAAAAAAAAAAAAAACGCCAAACAUGGGAAACUUGCUGUCAGCACGAAUUUUCCAUCAAGUCACACGUCAAGGCCGACGUAAUUAAAGGCGAUAAAACUAUAAAAACCCCCGACCUCUUCACACUCAUAUCUAACGUCACAUUGCCACUUUUGCUCGCACCCCCAUCAGCAGGACCAACAGCAAAGGGCCACAAAGUGCUAUAAAACUGCUGACCCAACUCAAACAAAGCCUGGACGACUGGUGGGUAGACAGCGAAAAAAAAAUGUAAUUGGAACGAAAAUUUCGUACCUCACCACCAGAACGAUCGACGGUCGGUCGUCCGGUUCUGCUUAACAAUCUCUGCUCACGCCACAGCUAUUAACUACACCCAUUUACUGCGCGAUUCGCGGACAUGGUGCUGUUGCUGUAGUGGGAUGUGGAGUGAAAUAAGUGCGCAGCACUACACCGCACCGUGUAGCAGCGAAUUUCCCACCUCGCCAUUUCACACCCUAGCAUUCCAGGUGGGACUUCCGGUGCGAAGGUGGACCGUGUCGGCCUGACCAGACCAUGCAUAGGGUAGGUAAUCAAAAUUUGAACCAAAUUGCGGCUUACCGAAGUAACGCAAAUUUUGAGUGAUUUUUUCUCCCACAUGGAAAUAAUUUACUGCGGCAAAAUCUUAUGUACAUGAAAGCCACGGGUAUAAGCUUUCUGUUAAGUGGUAAAAAGUUUGUAUUUGCACCGAAUUUCAUUGAACAAUUCGAUUAUUCGUCAACAAUGAUUUUAAUCAUAAUUUGAACCAAUUUUAAUCUUAAUUUGAACUACUCGCGGCAGCAGCUCGAGCAUCUCCCUCAACAGCCAAUUUCGUGCUGAACAACAGAAAAACACAUGGAUUUGCUAAUUCCCACAACUAUUUUUCAUUGGGCAGUGGAAUUUCAACUAAGAAUGUUCUAAAUUCAUCAGGAACUUGGAAACUAAAUUUGGCAUUUUUCAUCCCCCAAAAGUAAACAAAAGAACCACUAGCGCAGUCUGCUGGCCAACACUGGAAGCUCACCCCCGUUCACUAGUUCAAAUUUAGAUUACAAAUGGUUCAACUUAAGAUAACAUUCUCCAAGUAAGAAUUAAUUAAAUUUGAUAAUUUUAUGACGAAUAAUGCGGAAUAUUAUUCGCUUGGUCGAGUCUACGAUAAAUAACCUUUCAUUUGACGUGUUUACAUAUUGCGUGUGAUACAAUGCAUGCAUGAGCUGUACGAGUGCACCGAAAAUGUGCUUUCUCUGGGGGGAAAUGGGUGAAAUCACAGUGAUUUUUCAAUUGCCUGUUUUCCAUGACAAAAACGCUUUUUUCAAUGCUUUUAAAGUCCAUGUUAUCAGGAAAGCUGUUUAACAUCUUUUUCGGGACAAUAUUUGCCUAAAAAGUACGUCGUUUUAAUGAAUUUCAUAAUGGUUCAAAUUAAGAUUACAAUUUGACUAGUUCAAAGUUUGAUUUCUUACCCUACGCUUGACAAACAGACAAACAGACUUAACUCUUAGAGAAAAUUCAUCAAAAACCUUUGCCCGGUGUCUUUUCAUUAAAAAAAAUCCAAUUAAUUAAACCAUUCGAAAAUUGGAUGUGGAUUUUAGCGACAAUUAUCAAACUUGGUUUCCACAAAAACCGCAAGAAAUUUCGCCAAGUACCUAUAUCUCCAAGAGUCCACUUUAAUCUUAUCAUACAAUUUUAUACAGUAAAUAAACAAGCUUGGUUGAAUGGCUAAAUUUUGUGAUUCUUUUUCUACAAAAACAACAUGCCUAUUUUCCGGAUACGCCGGCACUCAGAUAGAGAAAGAGAAGGACUUUCUAGAACCGUAAUUCGGGGUAAAAUAGAUCUCUGGGUAUUAGAAAAAGCUUACUUCAAUUAGUUUUCUUGCAAAUAUCGUUUAGUAGGGGGAUUAGGGGCAUAAUGGACACCCGGGGCGAAAUGGACACCCCUGCUAUUUCCGAAACCAUUGACUUUUAUGUAAAACUUUUAAUGCAUAAGUGUAAAGGAACAAGUCAUGGUUCUAUUUUUCAAAAGUACCAUUUAUAUUGCUCCAAAAUAACCAAAAUAUCAUUGAAAUUGAAAUAUGUUUUUCAUAUGGUGAAAUUCUUAUAAUUUAGAAGCAGCAUCAAAUAAGGUAUUACGAGUGUUGGAUUGUGUCCACCAUAAAAACAAAUGAAUUGUUACCUUAUCUACAUGUAUACGAAAAUUUAGCAAUGGAUAAAGUAUUUUAUUUUUGAUCAUAAUUUACUUAAAAUAGCAAUUUUAUUGUUGUAGUCGAUUCGGGGCGAAAUGAACACUGGCAAUUACGAAUGGAUGUACGCGCAUUGCAUACUGUUAGGCGUUUUAGAGAGUUUGGAAAAAAUCAAUCCGAUUAUUUUAGCCUAAAUUACUUAACUGGUCGAUGUAACCAAAGAAUUAGCAUAACAUAUGCAGGGGUGUCCAUUAUACCCCGAUGCGUGUCCAUUUCACCCCUGCCAGCCCUGAAAAACACACGGUUUACAAUUCAUUAUUUCUUCACAAUAAAGACAUUCUACCUGCUGUAAAUGAUUGAAAGGCGUAGGAAACAAGUUAAAGCUGUAACAAGUUAAAGCUGUGUGUCCAUUAUGCCCCUAAUCCCCCUAUCUGAUUCUAACAGUACAUUGCAAGAUAGGAAUCUAUGUGGAAAAGGAAAGUGUGCUUUUUCUAACAGAUCGAUGUCUGAUUAAUUUAGACCUGGACAUCAAUUUGACCUCGAUUUCCGGAACCAUAUGCUGUAGUGUAGUAAAAAGACAUUCGCUAAUGUUCACUUUUAUUAACCCUCGAGCGAUCGCGCUGUUGUAUUUUGUACAACACGUUGAAAAAAUCUCGCUUUUUGUACUCAGCAUUAGUGUGGUGCUGACGCAGGUAGUCGACCGCGCGAGUUACGGAAGGUUAAAUACAUUUAAACAUCAUGUUAAGAGCAAAAAAAAACUGGGACUUUUUUAUGCAUUCCUCCAGGGACACCUUUACAAAUUCCUCCAGAUAUUUAUUCAGAAACUACUCCAAGAAUUUCUUCUUAGUGAAUUCUUCCAUCUCCGUCUUGCGGAAUGCCGAUAGUGAUUGUUUCAGGGCAUGUUCCAAGAAAUGCUUCCGGAAUUCUGCAAGGAUGCAUCGAUGAAUUCCUCCAGAAAUAUUCUUAAAGCUUCCUUUAAUGAUUCAAUCACGAAUUCCUACACAGAGUAUUCCUUCUUUAUCUUUUUCAGGAGCAACUUCAGGUAUUAUUUUCAAAAAUCAUACAAGUAUUCUCCUCGAACUCUUCUUAGAAUGUCUUCAGGAAUUCCUCCUGGAAUUAUUUCAAAAACUCUAUCAGGAAUUUAUCCAGGAUUUCCUUCAGGAACUGUUUCGGCAUUUGAUUAGGAAUUCCUCUUGGGAUUGCUUUCGGGAUACCUCCUGGGGUUUCUUCAGGAAUUCCUCCAGAGAUUCCAUAACGAACUGCUAUAGGGAUGCCUACAGUAGCUCCGUCACAAACUCUUCUCAGGAUUCCUUCAGGAUUUCUCCAAGAAUUCCUUCUGUGAUUUCUUCAGUUCGUCCUCCUGGGAAUUCUUCAGAAAUUUCUCUUGUGAUUCCCUCAUUAAUUUUUCGUGAGAUUCCUCCAGAAAUUCCUCCAGAGAUUCCUCCAAGAAUUCUAGGAAUUCCUGCGCAAAUUUGAGAAUUCUUCCAGGAACUCUUAUGUGAAUUCUUACAGGGAUUCUUCGAAAAAUUUCUCCAGGAAUUCCAAAAGAGAUUCCUCCAGAACUUCUUAUAGAAAUUCCUUCAAGAAUUCCUACAGGCAUUUCUCCAAAAAAUAUCUUCAAGGGUGCCUUAAAUAAUUUCUCCAGGGAUUCCACUUGAAAUUGCUCUAGUGAAUCUUCAAGAAUUUCCUCCAGGGAUUUCUCUACAAAUUCCUCCACGAAUUGCCCCAGUCAAAUCUUUGAGGGAUUCUCCAGGAAAUCCUUCAGACAUUGCGCAGAAGAUUCCUCCAGGAAUACUUCCUGGUAUGCCUCCAGAAGUUCCUCCAAGAAUUUCUUCAGAGAUUUCUAUUGGGAUUUCUAUAUGGAUUCCUAUCUAGGGAUUUCUCUAGGCUUGUUUUAAUGCAUUCCAUAAGGAAUGUGGUGAUUCCCCCAAAAAUAUCUCCGAGGUAUCAUCGAGGAAUUACCCCAGAAAUCCCUCCAGGAAUUGAUCAAGGAAUUCUUCCAGGAAUUCCUCCAGAAAUUUCCACAACAAUUUCUCCAGGAAUUUCUCCAGGGAUUCCUUCAGAAAUUUCCCCAGGCAUUCGUCCCGGAAUUUAUCCAGAAACCAACCCAAGAAUUCCUCCAGGGAACUGGAUUUCCAAGAUCUCCUCCAGAGAUUCUUCCAGGAAUUCCAUCAGGAAUUCCUUCGGAAUUUCAUCCAAAUAUUCCUCUAGAUAUUGCUACCGGCAUGCCUCGAGAAGUUUCUCAAAGAGUUCCUCUAGGGGUCCCCCCAGGAAUUCCACAAGGGAUUUCUCUAGGCAUUUCUCCAGGAUUUCAUCCUGGAAUUUCUCCAGGAAUUACCCCAGGAAUUUCUUCAGGAAUUUCUCGAGGGAUGUCUACAGGAAUUGUUUAAGGGAUUCCUCUAGGAGUUUCUUCCAGGAUAGCUCCCAAAAUUCCUCCAGGAAUUUCUCCAGCAAUUCCUACAGAAGUUUUCUAAUAUUACCUCUAAUGAUUUAUUCUGGAAUUCACCCAGGGUCUUCAUUCAAAUUUCUCAAGGGAUUCCGCCAGGAAUUUGUCCUGAAGUUCCUCCAGGAUAUCGUUCAGAAAUCUCUCCAGAAAUAUCUCAAAGGAUUCCUCCAGAAAUUUACUCCAGAAACUCAACGAAAGAUUAAUUCAGAAAUUUCUCCAGGGAUUCCUCCCGGAAAUUAUCAAGGGAAUCUUCCUGGAACUUCUCCAAGAAUUCAUCCAGGGAUUCCUUCGGGAAUUCUUCCAGGAAUUUCUUUAGUAAUUUCCAAAAAAUCCUCCAGGUAUACUUUCAUAAAGUUCUCAGGGAUUCCUCCAGAAAUUCGCCCGCGAAUUCUUCCUCGGAUCCCUCCAAGGAUUCUUUCAGAGAUUGCUCCAUUUGCCUCUAAGGAUUUCUCCAGGAAUUCAUCCAGAAAGUCCUCUAGGAAUUCCUUCAGAAAUUUCUCUAGGGAUUCUUCCCAGAUUUCCUUAAGAGAUUCCUCCAAGAAUUCAUCCAGGAUUUUCUCCAGGGAUUCCUCCAGGAAAUCCCACAGGUAGUCCUUCCAAAAUUCUUCCAGGGAUUCCUCCAAGAAUUCCUAUAUGGAUUUCUCCACGGUUUCCUCCUUAAGUUCCUCCAGGCAUUCCUGCGGGAAUUCCUCCAGUAAUUCCUUCAAGAGUCCCUUCAGUGAUUUAUCCAGAAAUUUCUCCUUGGUUUCAUCCGAGAAUAUCUCUUGAGAUUUCUCCAAGAAUAUUCUCAAGGAUUUCUCCGGGAACUCUUCCACGGAUUAAUCCAGAAAUUCCUCUCGGGAUCUCGUCAAAAAAAUUUCAGGGUUUCAAUAUAGACUAUCCUUGCAAGAAUUAUGCUAUGAAUUUUAAAGAGAAUCCUUGAGCACGUCUACCAGAAACUUAAUAAAGGAUUCUUCUCGAUAGAAACUCACAACGUUGCGUAAAGUAGGUGCUACUAAUGGCCAUCUCCCUGGCAGCAGAAAAGUUAACUAAUCUCAGGCUUCGUGUUUGGGGUUAGUUGUCUUCUUCUUAGUCAGCAACUACGUGGUUGAGGUGGCUGACUCACAAGCGCGGGGAAGAGAGGUUGGGUCGACAGGCUCCAGGACUGCCCAAGUACCACACUUGUCACAGAAAAGUCACGGCGGUGCAGGUUUUUGCUGCGCAGAAGUCACUGUGAUUUGCUUUCAGCAAGUAAGUGUGUAUUUGCUAGAAGUAAGUCAGCACAAAAAACCCUGCGCCGCCGUGACUCUUCUGUGACAAGUGUGUUCUUGGGUGUACUCCCUGUUGCCCCCUAGCAGAUGGUAUAUUACCAUUAAGCGUUCGCACACGUCUUCUGCAGCGCGACGAUGCCAAGCCCGCGAUCCUUCAGUAGACCGGCAAAAAUGCGGGUGCUCCCAAUGAAGCUGAGAGAUCGGCAGUUCCACGUACCGUAAUCCGGGGUCAAAUUGAUCACUUUAAAACAACUUUUGCGGAUAACAUCAGUGCCAAUUCAAAUAUUGCUAAAAGAAUUUCUGUAAAACCAGUACGCUGUGAAUCUCCAUGGAACCAUGUGACAGAAUUUUGUUCAACAAAUUUGAACUUUAAGUUAAAUAACUCCAAAUAUCAAAAAAUUGGAAAUGUAAUAAUGGGGCGAAAUUGAUCAGUACACAAUUAAGCAUCGGUCGGAAAGGAAAAUUUUCUUCUCCGCUUAAUUUUGCUCUCCUAAACCAGAAUAAAGCGUUCAAAAUCUUUAAACUAGUGAAUUUAAUACUUAAAAUGCCAAAUUAAAUUUUAAAAUUCCCCCUUAAACGCCUAAAGGUAGGCAAUUUCAUUUGAAAUAAGUGAUUUCUUUACACUAAAUGACUAUUUUAUUAUAAAAUGAACUUUUUCAUAACUAUUUCAUGUUCUAAUUAGCUACAUAACUUCCCAACCAAGGUUCCACAAAAAUUUUAAAACACAGAAUUUACGGGAAGUCCUAUUAUUAAUCGAUUGUUUAGUAGCGAUGAUUUCAACUAAAUGUGAAACACAUAGCAAAUUCCUCGAAAAAAUAAGGCAAAACUAACUUUCUACUAAAAAUUUAAAAGUCUACACUCAUCUCUAGACAGCUACGAACCAGAUAACGUAAAAAGUUUAAGAUCAUAAAGACGCUUAAGGGUUCCUAGUAUGGAAUUACAAUCUAGUACCCGAAUGAUCAAUUUCACCCCGCUGAUCAAUUUGACCCCGGUUUACGGUACCGAGUUUCCAAUCGCAAGUCCAUUUUUUCCGCUGGGAUCGUUGCCGUUGGUCUCGGUUCGUAUUAUUCUGUUGCUGAUUUUCCGUUACAAUGUUUUUACGGCUGGCUCGUAAGGCCGAUCACCAACCCCCUACUUUCCGGAGGAUUAAUUUCAAUCGAAUCGUUUAGCGAUGAAAAUCGGCUGAUACUUCGAUGUCACUCAAGUCCAACGUAAUGUUUCCACAAAGCAGCUUUAUAUUGUAUCCUUUCACUUUUAUCAAUAAAUCCUCGAUACGAAGGCUAUUAUGUUUCAAAACAAUAGUUAGUUUUUAUCGAACGUUUCCUGUCGGCGCACCCUGAGCUAUAAAAUGUGAUUACCACCGUCAGUAACCCCAUCACCUAUCUACUAUUAAGCUGCGAACGACGAUAGUCAUAGUCACAGACACUAUCCAGAUGUUUCCACAGAGAAACAGCAACUUACUGUGUUGGUUGAUUCCUUUCAAACCAUACAAAACCAUACCAUCAACUACCAUCGGAUGAGAAUAUGUAGUUUCCUCCUCCUUUGGUCGUCGAUAGGUAGGCAGAGGCCACAGGGAUGAUGUUGAGUGUUUUCGCCGUUCAAACGUAACGCAAUUUGCCAACUCCAUUAGAAGUAUGGUGGGUCCGGCUAGAAAAAUAAGGCUGCAAUCAGCCUUCGUCAUUCAUCACUCCCACCACCAUUGACUGACUGACUACCAUCAACAGAUGGACGAACGGGCAUAUGGGGACAUGGGGUAUGAAGCCGGGAAUCAUGAUUUCACCAUGCCGAUAAAAAGUUUAGAUAGUGAGAUAGGGGGGAGUAGCUUAUUUACUACAAUUACCUGACAAACAUUGUUUUGUUGAAAAAUAUUUUUGAUUGAUACUGAUUCAAACAAUAAAAAAUCUACAAAUAAAUAUUUUUAACAAUGAUGAUGAAGUUCAAAUGAUUUAGGAGGGGUUCUGAAACCCGUCAAAAUCCUAUUUUGUUGACAUUUAUAAAGGAUUUAUCCCUCAAUGAUUUGAGGAGGUUCUUAAGACCUCCCUCAAACCAAAACUAGUUUUAUGGUGGCUAUUACAAUCUUUCUUGUCAUGAUAGGGCUGCAUAUUGUUGGUUGAGUUUUAUUAAAGAAUUCUCUGAACUUAAGGGAUUUGAUGUUUUUCAUAGUUUGAAGGUAACUCGUUCAGUUAUUCGUGUCUUCAACGUCCAGGCGGGGCCUGGGAAUUAUUUUAUUCCACACUCCCCUACCCCUAGUGAGGCACCGGGGUAAGGUACACAGACGAUGCAAAGUCGUGUCCUUGAAAUCCUUCUGUGCUGAUCGGCAUUUGAUAGAGCACCGACGAACAACCUAACCAACCAAUCAACCGUAAGGAGUGGAGCAUGACUCGCAAGCUAACCAGAUUCGAUAGAGCCGGCGGAUUUUCCCGCUCGAUAGUGGAAAAGAUAUAUUUAUUAGCUUGAUGGCUGAUUUAGCAUGAAUGGUGCACUCUAAAAUGGCUUUUACAAUAUGCUAGUAGACGUCGUGGUAGCAGCCAGCGUAGCUGUUUCAUAUCCUUGACAUCCGGUUGGUUCUUGGCAAGGUGUAACCGGACGGAUGUCGGUGUAGGUUGGUUCGAUAUGAUCAGACAAUGCAUGGAUAUUACUUAUGGUGAAGUGAAAAGGAUUUCAAGUGAAAAUUGCUUUCAGAUUGAAAGUUACAUUCUGCUGAGAUGGUGAUACAUGUUACAUAUAACUGAAAGCAUCGAUUCACUGCAGCGGAAUUGAUCCAAGUAUAUCCAGCAUGAGUUGGUUUGUCUCGGAAGUUUACUGGGGAUUGACAUAUGUUCAGUUAUGUAACCAGAAAAGGGCAGCUUUAUCCAAUGCCAUUUCAAAACUGAUCCAUAUCAAUAGUACAAAUUCGAUGAAAAAAUGAAACCAAAUUCAAUCGCAGGUCAAUUCAAAACCAAUCCAUAGCCAAUCCCAAACUAAGACAAUCCAAGCUUAAUACAAAGCCAAAUUAAAGCCACUCCAAAACCAAUCACAAGCUGAUUCAGAGCUAAUGAAACACAAAUGAGCCAGCCUAAACUAGUACUAAUCUAAAUUAAUUUAUAACAUUUAUAACUAAAGCCUGUUCUAAGUCAAGUUACAAAUCCAAUGCUAGUUUGAAACCAGUCCAAAACCAAUAUAAAGCUAAUCCAAAUCCAAUUCAAAGUAAAUCCUAAUCUAAUCCAGUCCAAAGUCAAUUUCAUACUGAAGAAAAAUUUAGUCUAACCCAAAUCAAAGUCUCUCAAAAUUGAAAUUAAAAUCCAACUCAAGGCAAUUCAAUACAAUUACAAAGCCAUUUAUAAUUUGAAGCCAAACAAAGCAAUUAAAGCCACACACGAAGAAAAUCAUAGCCAAUUUAAAGCUAAUUCAAAGCCAAUUCAAAGCUAAGUCAAAUCCAAAGCCAGUUGAUAGUUAUUCUAAUGCCAAUUCAAUGCCAAACCAAAACCAGAGCCAAUCCAAAACAAAUUAAAACCGAGCGAAAGCCAACUCAAAACCUGUUUAAAACCAAUUCAAAGUCAAUUUCAAACCAAUCAAAAUUUAAGUCAAGUACCAAUUCUUUGCUUAUACCAAGCAACAUUUUGAAUACCAAUUAGUCUGGUAGAGGUUUUGAAAACCGUCAAUAAACAUAAUUUUGGCUUUAGUGUGGACUUAAUAACGUCUGCUAGUCUAUUUGACUAAACAUUGUUACUUGGGUUACAAAUUCACUUAAAAACCAUUCCAAAGAAAAUCUAAGGCCAAUCAAAAGCCAGUUAAAAGCAAAUCCAAAGCCAAUUCCAAACCAAUAAAAACUCAAGUCGACCCUAAACCUUCUUCAAGCCAAUCCAAUGCCAAUUCAAAGCCAACACAAAGCCUUAUUAUCACUGAGCUAAUUCAAAGCUAAUUUCAAAUCAAUCAAAAUUCAUGGCAAAUCCAACUUAAAACUAAUCAAAUACCAAUUCAAAACCAAUCCAAAGUCAAUUCAAAGCUAAGCUAAGGCUAAUCCAUUGUCAACUAGCCAAUCUAAAUCCAUAUCUAAUUGAAAGUCAAUUCCAUUUAAAGUCAAACAAGUGCAAAUCCAAAGAUCAUCAUAUGCUAAUCAAAUCUAAACCUCAAUCAGUCCAAAGUCAAUCUAAAACUAUAACAAAACUACUCAAAAGCCAAUCCAUAACCAAUUCAAAGCGAAUCCAAAGCCAGUUUCAAGCUUUCAAAAAUGUACUUUGACUCUGGUCAACUCAAAAAACAAUUAAAUGCUAAUACGAAGCCAACCAAAAACUAGUCCACAGCCAAUCCAAACCCAAUUAGAACCAUUUUAAAACCAACGCAAAGCCUAUCCGAAGACAAACCAAAGUCAAUUUGAAGCGAAAAUCUUAGGAUUGUAACUAAUCUCUCCAAAGCUUAAUCAACCCUAGCUACGUCUCCGUUUGAAAUCGAUCAUCCCCACGAAGCCGAAGACAGUGCAGUGCAAGGAGGAUAGGUACGUGCUGCAAUUGUGCAAGUUCGUGUAAAUUGCCAUUGCAUUGGUGAUGUCGGUAGAGCUGCAUCAGUCCGUGCACGCUAUACCCCAGCCAGUUAACCUUCCGCUAGGGGUGCAUUCAGAAUGCAGUCAGUAGUACUUGACCUUAACUUUGAUUCCCUUCGGAGAGUGAGCCAUUCGUUCCCUUCACUUGGCAAAUGGUUGGCUGAAAGCACAGACAGACAUAAAUUGCUUUGGAAGUGGAUUUAAAGAGCAUAGUACAAUCGGAUCACGCUUUCGUCCAAUGUCGGCAUUUGUCGGAAUUCAUCGAUGACCCAAAAGGAUACAUAGAAUGUGAUAGUAUGCAAACAAAUGCAGUGCAGCAGAUGCAAUUAAAGCGUAAAUCCUAUUAGCAAUCAACAUCGGAUGCCAUCGCAAACAAAACGCUCGGGAUGGUGCAAUACUGUUUCGUCAUCUAAUGCGAUUAGAUUGAGCUUCUUUCCUUCGUAUCCGGCACGGUGGAAAUUUUAUAAUGGCUACACUGAUUGUAAUUUCCGAAAUUUCAUUUACCCAUUAAUGUGUUUUUACAUUGUAGAACCAAACUUUUAUUGAAUUCUUCUUUUUGCCUUCCUCGUACACUAAGUGUACUAUGUAUUGCGACAUUUGCACCCAUUUAGACUCGGCCCGAAUUCAUUAUUAUCACAGUUGAAUUUCGCACACGACUUCGCAGCGGCUCACGUUCACAACUUUGCUCGAGUUCGUGAGAGGGUCAUCGGCUGCACAACCGGUAAACAAAUUAAGUUUGAAUGGUGCGAAAUAUCGCUUGGAAAUAAAAAUAAAGUGGGUUUUCAAAUUAUCACAGUAGUCUAAAAAUUAACGAGAAACCCAAUAUGUUCACUCAAGAAACGAUUUUUCAAAAAUCAUUAUCAACGAUUUUUCGCCAAAAGGCUUCGGAAGAUCAAGUCGCAUAUAUCAAUCAACUCAGGUCGACGAAUUGAGAUGAUGUCUGUAUGUGUGUAUGUAUGUAUGUGUGUAUGUAUGUAUGUCUGUGCACAAAAUAAGUACACUCACUUUUAAGUCACUUCCCAUUGGCCGAUUUUUCGGAUUACAGCUCGAAUCAAACCGGAAUUGUUUCCUAUUGAAAAUGGUCGAGGCGUUCCGAACUGCCCGUAUAUAAAACUGAACCAAGCCCCAUCAUGCGACACAUCAAACUGCGGCGAUUUUUGUAACCUUUAGCAUGGUUGAAGAAUUUUGUGUGGAAAUCAAAGCUUGAGACUAGAAAUUCCACGAUUUUGACCCAAAAUUCAAGAUGGCGGCCUAAUAUUCAAGAUGGCGGCUAUUUAGUUUUAGGCUCUUGAACCAUGCAAUAUGGCUAUAUUUGGCAUAGUGAAUAUUCCGGGAGUUCAAAAAUGGCGACCAAAAUAUCCAAGAUGGCGGUCCAAAAUCCAAGAUGGUGACUCCAAAUUUAAUAUGGCGUCUGUUUAAUGGAAUUUUUGGUCCUAAAACCAUGCAAUAUGGGUUUAUUUGGUAUGGGGAAGAUGUCUGGAGCCUAUAAACGACGACCAAAAUAUCCAAGAUGGCAGUCUAAAAUGCAAGAUGACGACUCCAAAUUCAGUAGGGCGAUUGCUAAUGGAGUUUUAGCCCAAGUAACAUAUUUGUCACUGAAGAGCAGGGAUACCAUAUAUACAGAUUUAUUGUUUUUUAGCUCCCGUACAUACAGAUUUCAUUUGAAAUGAAAUACAGAUUUUUGGGCGGGAGGAGCUAAUUUAUUUCUGUAUGGGAUACAGAUUUUUCGCCAAAAUUUUGUAUAGGAUACAGAUUGUUGAAAAGAGUGAUACAGAUUUCUCAAAAAAUCAUCUGGCUUCCCUGCAGAAGAGUCACGGCAGCGCAAGUUUUUGUUGACCAGGAGGCACUGUGACUUACUUCUAGCGGUUCCGGGUCAUUUGGCCGAACGCCAUUUGGCCGAAUGCCGUUUGGCCGAAAAAUAAAUGAUGAACUGAAGUGACCAUGUCACUGUUUCCCGCAUCAAUAUAACUAGAAAGAAAAGCCUAUGAUUCAAAGAAGGAAAAAUCUUAGAUAAAAUAUUGGCAGCUCAAGUGCAAACUAAUCUCUGAAUGUCAAAACUAGAAAGAAUAGCCUAUGAUUAAAAGAAGGAAAUACUUAUGAUCAAUAUAUUGGCAGUUAGCAUGUCAAGAACUUUUUCUAAAUUCGUUUGGUUAUAAUUCGGCCAAACGGCUUUCGGCCAAACGACCCAUUCGGCCAGAUGGCAUUCGGCCAAAUGGCGUUCGGCCAAACGGCAUUCGGCCAAACGGCAUUCGGCCAAAUGGCCGGACACCACUUCUAGCAAGUGAGUAAUUAUUUAUUAGAACUAAGUCUCAGUGACUUCUGCGCAAUAAAAUCCUACGCUGCCGUGACUCUUCUGUGACAAGUGUGUUACUUGGGAUACUCUAAACCAUGUUAUAUGAGUAUUAUUUAGUAUGGGGAAGAAGUCUGGAAAAAUGACGACCAAAAAUCCAAGAUGGCAGUCCAAAAUCCUAGAUGUUCAAUGGAGUUUUAGUCCCUAAAAUCAUGAAAUCUGGAACCUCUUUUUAUGCACAUGGGUGGGACUGCAUAAAUUAAAAAAAGCAUAGCAUAGCAUAGCAUAGCAUGAAUACUUGCACAAAUCUUGGAUGGAGUUGCAAAGUUGAAUAUUUCCAUUGACAUUGCUGAUGUCGCUAUUAUCUACAAUGUCAUAGAUUCACUCAGCUCCACACACCUGGCCAAGUCCUUGCAAGCAUUUAUAAAUCCCUUCAUCAACUUAGAAAGAGCCCAGAACUGAAGCGUCUUCCAAUAGAUGAAAGGAUGUUGAAAAUAGCGAAUUUUCAACUUAUAUGCAGUUAUAAAGUAAAUAUACUGAAAUAGAAGUAUUUAUAAAUAAAUAAUAUUGGAAAGAUCUCACCAAUUGUUGUGGGGUUUUUGUGGUUCAUUGCCAAUCAUCUAAUUGUCUUGAUUAAUGUUCUUCUCUGUAAAGAACAACACAAUACUCAGCAAAGAACAACACAAUGAGUGAUGCAUGCACAACCAAGAACAACACAAUACUAAACACUUAACACCCGCGCAUCUAUUGUUUUGAUGUUCACUCGAGACAAUAGCGAACGCGAUCGAUUAUGCUGCCAUACUCACCCCUUACAGGAGCGAUGCAUGCACAGCAAAGAACAACACAAUACUCUGGGACUGCAUAAAUUAAAAAUGUGCAUAAAUUAAAAAAAGGCAUAAAAAGAGGGAAAUUUAUGCAUAAAUUAAGUUUGGGCUUUAAUUAGAGAAUCUAGUUCGCGAGAACAGGUCUUGCCCCUGGGAAGUUGAGGUGGGGCUAUGGGGGUUUCCAGAAAGUUCCCAGAGAGUCCAAAAAGGGGGUUCCAAGGAGCUUCAGGGACGUUUUAAGGGGUUGUUUUUGGGGACUUGAGGAGCCUUUUAAGGGUGUUCUGUCAAGAUUUUUCGGUGUUUUCAUGGGAUUAUGGGGAAUUCGCGGGUAUCUCAAUAGUAUUAAGUGGGUUUCAGGGGCGUUUCAAGGGGCUUUAGGGGCAAUUCAAGGGAUCUCAGGAGCCUUUAGAGGGCGUUGCAAAAGGUUUGAGGGGCGUUUUAAGGUAUUCCAGAGUCUGCUCUAAAACUUCCUGAAAUGCCUCAAAAAUCCCCCUUAACCCCCCGAGGACCCCAUGUAACGCACCUGAGAGUCUUCUAAACCCCAGAGAACUCCUCCAUAACGCUUCCGUAACGCCUCUGAAUCCCCCGAAAAUGCUCUGAAACGUCUUGAAAUACCUCCAAAAUCCCCGUGAACCCCCUCGGAUUCCAUGUAACGCACCUGAGAAGCUCCGAACCCCUUGAAAACUCCUCCGUAACGCUUCCGUAACACCUCUGAAUCCCACCAAAGAGGCUUUGAAAAGACCUGAAAAGCCUCCAAAAUCCCCCUCAAACCCCCACGGACCCUAUGUAACGCACCUGAGAGGCUCCAAACCCCCGAAAACUCCUCCGUAACGCCUCUUAAUUCCGCAGAAAAUGCUCUUAGACGUCCUGAAAUGCCUUCAAAAUCCCCCUUAAGCCCCCUCGGACCCCAUGUAACGCACCUGAGAGGCUCCGAAUCCCACGAAAACUUCUCGUAACGCUUAAGUAACGCCUCUGCAUCCCGCCGAAAAUGCUCUGACACGUUUUGAAUUGCCUCCAAAAUCCCCCUUAAAACCCCUCGGACCCCAUAUAACGCACUUGAGAAGCUUCGAACACUCCGAAAACUCCUCCGUAACGCUUCCGUAACGCCUCUGAAUCACGCCGAAAAUGGUCUGAAACAUCCUGAAAUGCCUCAAAAAAUCCUCCUAAACCAAAACCCCUAAAAACGCCUCCGUAACGCCUCUGAAACCAGCCUAAAAUGCUCUGAGACUUCCUGAAAUGACUCCGAAACCCCCUUUAGACCCACUCGGACCCCAUGUAACGCACAUGAGACCUUCGGAAACACCCAAAAAUGAACCUGUAACCUUCCUUUGCUCUCCUCUGUAAACACCUCUUGGCCGCCGUUGCAAUAGUUCGCGUCAUUAUUUAAUAUUCUUAUGAACAAUAUUGGUUCUGAGUAGCUUUCCCUCUUUUUAUGCAGGGCAUAAAAGAAGGUGCAUAAAUUAAAACUGCAUAAAAAUAACAUGCAUAAAAAGAGGUUUUAGUGUAUUUGCUAUUAGGAAGAUGUCUGGUGUCUAAAAAUGGCGGUAUAUAAUCCGUGACAGCUGCUUCAAAUUCAAGAUGGCGUCUUUUUAAUAAAGAGUAUAUUUGGUAUAGGAAAGAUGUCCGGACUCCGGAGUAGAAAAAUGACGACCAGAAUAUCCAAUAUGGCAAUCUAAAAUCCAAGAUGGCGACACUAAAUUGAACAUGUUUGGCUGUUUAAUUGUGUUUAAGGCUCUAAAAUCAUUCAAUAUGGUUAUAUAUGGGGCUUUAGGACAUUUCCGCGAAUUCCAUUACCCCGAAUAAUUUAUCAGCAAGCCUUUCUGGAGACCCGCUCUGGGUAACUAACGAUGCUCGAAGUGGUUGACCAUAUUUUCAACAAAGAUUUUCCAUCUUUGCGCAUAUGUUGUUUUUUCUAGCCAUACUACUGAGGAACUUUUUGGAAUACCAAUUGCUAAUAUGAUCAUCACAUGUGCAUCCUUCUUUCAAACAUAAGCUAUUUUUUUUAGUUAUUAUUUCAAGGAAUUUGUUAGCGUUUCAACUGGUAAUACAUUUAUCAGAGAUUUUUCCUUUUUUUAAUCAUAGGCUAUUUUUUCAAGAUGUACUGUCAUAUAGAAUAGUGACAUGACCACUAGUUCAUUAUUCUUAUUAUUCAUUAUUAUUCUUCCUUCAUAUGAUCUAAAACCAAUAGUUCAUUUAUGAUAUUUUCCUUUCGGCUGUUCUUUUAAUCAUAUUGGUCGAACAUUUUUACAAAGCGUUCGAGGAUUUAAAUAUAUUUUCUUCUAAGUGUUUCGGUUCUCUAAGAGGCACAAUAUAAUUUUAUCAACCAAGCUAGUUCAUUCCGGGACUAACGGCAUGCCUUUCCGUCAUUUAAGCAAAUAGACAAUUCAUUAUAGACAAAACAAUAUUCGGGGUAAUGGGUCAAUCGGGGAAAUGGAAUUCGGGGAAAUUGGUCAUUCGGGGUAAUGGAAUUCGGGGUAAUGUCAUUCGGGGUAACGGAAUUCGGGGAAAUGUCAUAGAGUCCAACGGCUCAAAAUUCAAGAUUAAACAUCAAAAGCCAGCCCAAGUAACAAUGAAUGCUGAACAGUGAGAGUAUUGGCUGAACAAUAGCUGGUUAAUGGUGUCAAAGGCUGAACACAACGACUGCUGAAUAUUAGUCUGAAGCAUGGCUUGUUCAACCUCUUUAAUCAGCAAUAUUUAGACGGCUGAAUAUCAAGUUGAAUAGAAUAUUAUACAUCUGGGUAAUCAGCUUUAAAACAUACACCAACAUGCAGAAUUAAUCAUCUGUUGUUCGGCCUUUAAUCAAAUAUUUUUUGACAGCUGACCAAAGCAUGAUUUUAGUGAAGUCCGCAUCGCUUCUUCAGCCUCAAUACAGACUUCCCAGUUUUCCCUCAGAUCAAUUUAUUCAUUCCUUAACAUCUCUUCUAGACAUAGACGCAGCUAAUGAUAAAAAUAGGCUCAGGAAAGUAAUUUAAUUUUAUUUUUACUCAAUUAUUAAAUCAUGUACUGAUUUAUCGACCGUAUUCUAUAAUUAACUUGAUGAUUUUGUGGCUAUAUCGGUCUCUUUCUACUCAUAAGUAUAAGGGAGUAGAGAUCAAAGUGGAUAAUGAAAUGAUAGAUAUGAUAGAAUUCGCUAGGUAGCGAACAACUGUGAAAAUUUUAUAGAAGGUGAAAUUAGGCAAGUAGGCCAUGUAUUGAACGAAUACAUCGAAUGCGUGUUCUAUCCAAUAAGAUCGAAAAAGCUAAUAGGAAGAACACGCCGCGAUAUAGGCAUACUCCUAUGAACGGAGUGCGAAUUCCGAAAAAGCUACCGAUCGAUAGAAUUUGUGAUGAAAACAGAACAAUACAUAGGCAGUCGGGUGCCUGAUUCAUCUGCCAGUCUUGGUAAGGUGGUAUGAACUACCAAUCAAGCCGAUCUGUUUAAAAGCACAGGUCGCACGGCAGAAGUUUCACGCAUUCGAUGUAUUCGUUCAAUACAUGGCCAACUUGCCUAAUUUCACCUUCUAUAAAAUUUUCACACUUGUUCGCUAUCUAGCGAAUUCUAUCAUAUCUAUCAUUUCAUUAUCCACUUUGAUCUCUACUCCCUUAUACUUAUGAGUAGAAAGAGACCGAUAUAGCCACAAAAUCAUCAAGUCAAUUAUUAAAUGUAAUUGAUUACUGAUUAAGCGCAUAUUGAGCGCUAAAGCAGCCUUGCAAUGAACCUCAAAUAAGCUAAAGGUUGAAUAAAAUCACCAAAAUUAGAUGUUUAGGAGCUGAAUAAAGGAUUGUACCUCUUGUGCUCAGCUUUUGUUCAAAUGAAGGCUGAUUUAAAAUAGUUGAAGAAACGUUUGUACAGCAUCAAAUUGUUACCUGGGCAGAUAAAUAAUAUGAUUUCUGGUGCCAUGCAAUAGAAUUUUGUUUAACGUAUGAAAGUGCGAAUAAUUAUAAACAUGUCACUUGAGUUUUGCUGAAAUGAGUUAUUGCGCACGAGAAAGACACCAUCACCGCUAGGUGGAUUAAUAAGAGUUUUUCAUAUAAAACGUGCGCCACAGCACUUGUUUCUUCUUGGAAAUUUUGGUGGAUUUUUUGAGUAUUUUUCGAAAGGUAGUCUUAAGCUUGUAGCUACGAAGCGUGUCUUAGGUGAAAAAGAUGUAAAUGGUAAAUGGUCACCUACACCCAUCUGGCCUCCUCAAAUCUGCAUUUGGACCUCUCAAAUUAAAUUCUUCUUGGAAUUUGUUUUGGAAAUAUAUUUUUUCCUGUUCAAAAAGAUCCUUGAAAAUCACAGAAACUUUGUAAUAAUUCUAAACAUUUAUUUCAACUCAACUACUGCAAAGACGGUUGAAAAUAUAUCUUUUCUUCAAACGUUUCUAAGUACCUAUGUAGUUCUAAAAUACUCGAAAAGAUUCGUAGCAGUUCUAAAACUAAAUUCUAGAACAUCUUCUUUGAAGCAAAAAAUCGUGAUCUUAUUAAGAUUGAAUCUACAAACCAGGGCUUCUCCGUGUGCUGCACACCAGCAGCUACAGAAUGUACUUCAUUUCGUCACAAUCACACAUGGCACCCGAGUUCAUUGAAAGUUGCACUGGAAUCUUCAUGUCAGCUGGCUGCCCUUGUCCUUGCACUACGUCGUCGUUGUGAUAACAUUGCAUCCUCUCCCACUCACCCUUUUGACUAACAGAAGAACGUGCCUCGUGGUACUUUGUAGCCAGUCGAAGAUAGGUACCUGUCUCGUUUUGUGAUAAAAUGUGAUGACAUUGAAUCGAUUCGGUUUCCUGCCCUCCUUCGCGUUUAUUGUGAUGACCUAAUUUUUUGUGUCUUCGCUAUCUGAUUGUCUUUCAUCGACGUUGCUCUAUCAUUUUGAACGACACAGUUACUUUCAGAGUUAAACGUACAGCAGUUUUAUUUUGUUUACAAGUUUUUGUUUAGGUAUUAUCUUCCCAUUUUCACAAAAUAAACUAAAGAGCCUGACAGCUAUAGAAAAAGAUGGAACUUUUUCAUGAAAAAAAUGUUGUACGUUCAAUUAUAUGAAUGACUGUAUAUUUUCUUGUUUGUUCUUCAUUUUUUUCCUCGGUUUCCAAUU